UUUCUGAAAAAUAUGUCAUUUCUGUGAUCAGGAAUAUGUUGAAGAUGGCAUUGACUGGGCUAAGGUUGAGUUUGAGGACAAUCAGGACUGUUUGAAUCUAUUUGAGAAGAAACCACUGGGGUUGUUGUCUCUGCUGGAUGAGGAAUCUACAUUCCCUAAUGCCACAGACCUUACUUUUGCAAACAAGCUCAAGCAACAUCUUGACACUAAUUCUUGCUUCAGAGGAGAAAGAGGCAAGGCUUUCACUGUCCGUCACUAUGCAGGAGAGGUGGCGUAUGACACAUCGGGUUUUCUGGAGAAGAACAGAGAUUUAUUGCACAUGGACUCAAUUCAGUUCCUUGCCAAAUGCAAAUUAUCUAUACCACAAACGUUUGCAUCUAAGAUGCUUGCUCAAUCUGAUAAUCUAGAAUCUGUACCAUACAGGCCUAGUGUUGCUGAUUCACAGAAGUUAAGUGUAGCAAUGAAGUUUAAGGGACAAUUGUUCCAACUUAUGCAAAGACUUGAAAGCACAACACCACACUUCAUACGUUGCAUUAAACCAAAUAAUUUGCAGCUCCCUGCCAUUUACGGACAAGAACUUGUGCUUCAGCAACUGAAAUGCUGCGGGGUUCUUGAAGUUGUGCGCAUUUCAAGAUCUGGGUACCCAACGAGAAUGACUCAUCAGAAGUUUGCUCGGCGGUAUGGUUUUCUUCUUCUUGAGGAUGUUGCGUCUCAAGAUCCACUUAGUGUUUCGGUUGCAAUUCUUCAUCAAUUCAACAUUUUGCCUGAGAUGUAUCAAGUUGGCUACACAAAGUUGUUCUUCCGAACUGGUCAGAUUGGCAACCUUGAGAAUACUCGGAAUCGUACUCUACAUGGUGUUUUAAGGGUUCAAAGCUGUUUCAGAGGGCAUCAAGCACGGCGCCAUGCAAGUGAACGAAUCAGAGGAGUUUUGGCUCUUCAAUCAUUCAUUCGUGCUGAGAAUGCAAGACAAAGUUAUUCAUCUCUGUCGAAGAAACAUAGGGCAGCCACUCUUGUGCAGAAAAAUCUAAAAGGCUGGCUUGCAAGAAGAUACUUCAUUAAGAUACGGAAGGCUUCAGUGGUUGGCGUGAGCCUGGUCCUUGGCGUGGCGAAUCUUUUGGUCUCUUGGAGGCUCGGCCAGGAGGCAGGGCUGGAGAUUGUUGGUAAUCUCAGGAUUCCCCCUCCCGGAGGUCUUGGGGUCGUUCUCGACGAGAGAUGUGCCUUCCUGCCCAUCAAGGUGGGGCACAGCAUGCCUCAAGCCUCCUAG
This is a messenger RNA of Triticum aestivum (bread wheat), 1264 nucleotides long. RefSeq names its product myosin-1. NCBI's taxonomy places the organism in Eukaryota, Viridiplantae, Streptophyta, Magnoliopsida, Poales, Poaceae. Gene Ontology annotation, molecular function: actin filament binding; ATP binding; microfilament motor activity. The transcript has 8 exons. The record is from RefSeq and is a predicted model, not a curated record. Gene Ontology annotation, cellular component: membrane; cytoplasm; myosin complex. Gene Ontology annotation, biological process: actin filament organization. The coding region runs from base 320 to 1264 and encodes 314 amino acids.